Molecule: messenger RNA, 1035 nt
Organism: Lactuca sativa (garden lettuce)
Lineage: Eukaryota; Viridiplantae; Streptophyta; Magnoliopsida; Asterales; Asteraceae
Source: RefSeq, a predicted model, not a curated record
CGCCCACAUUUCCUUCUUUCUCUUCACUUCUUCUAUUAACUCCCUCACACCUCCUUUCUAUCUUUGCUUCUUAUCUCUCUUUCAAAUCCUUAAUGGCAGAUAAAACCCCCUACAACCCUUGAUUCAUUUCUUAAAUCUUCAAUCUUUUUCGAUUCUUUUCUGAUCUGAUUCCCCAGUUCUUCAUAUUCAGAUCGGACCAUUUAAUCUUUGACGCAAAACAUAACUUAUCACAUACCCUUCAUUUCUCUACAUCAAAAAAUCUUCCUCAUAGCAAACCCAUCAUCUUUUUUAUGGGAUUUUGUAUGUUGCUUUAAUCAAUCAUACAAUCAAAUCGUAUUUCAGAAAUGGUAGUCUGUUCAAAGAUUCAAAUGGUGGUGGUUUCAUAUCGUUUCAUCUCCAUCUGAAAUCACGAGAAACAAGUUGGAUUAUUUUGAGUGUUUGUAAAAUGGGUAGAGGAAGGGGAAAAGCAAAGAAAAGUUCAAUCAUGGCUCGUGAGGACGGAAGUGGGGAAGAAGAAAAGUUGCCAGUUAAGCGAAGAGGAAGACCAACAAAAGCACAGAAAGAAAAUAAUGAAGAAGAAGAAGAAGCUGAAAAGAUGGAUUAUGAAAACAAAGACACAAAAGUGGAAUCUUCAUUGGAGAAUGGAAGCAAGAGAAAGAAACAAUCUCUAGAGACUGAAGAAGAAAGCAUGGAAAUGGUGAAAGAUGAAGAAAAUGGUGAUGUGUUAACAAAAUCUGUGGGGUUUAGACAUAAUGGAAGCAGGCGGAAAAACAAGCCACGCAGGGCGGCAGAAGUUGGUGUCAGUGCAUGUCAAGUUUGCAGUUGGGUGGCGCUCAAAAGCUGAUGAGGGGUUUUGGUUUUGGUUUCGGUUUCGGUUUCGGAUUAUUAUAUCAUAAAGGCUUAUUUUCUUGUCGUAUUUUAUCAAUUAACUUUUGUAAUGCUUAGAUAUAUAUAUGUCUUUUUGCUAUAGACUUUGAUUUAUAUUGAGAAUUUUUGAACAAGGUUUAUAAUAAUAUCAACCAAGUUUUGGAAAAA